AUGACUUCCAGAUUGAUGCCGUCGGGCCGCCAGGCCAUGCGCAGCCCUUUCCGAUCCUUACGCCGAACCUUUGCGACAUCUCGAGCCUUUCUGCAGACCUUCAACUCUCAACAGGGCUUUCAUUCUCAGCUGGAGACAAUCGCUCCGGAGAUCCUUUCAUCUCUGUCCUCCAAGGCUGUGCCACAGACAUUGACCGAAAAGAUCGUUCAGAAGUACUCUGUCGGACUCGCCAAGGACAAGUAUGUCCAAUCCGGAGACUAUGUGACGAUUUCUCCCCAUCGCUGCAUGACCCACGACAACUCAUGGCCCGUUGCGUUGAAAUUUAUGUCAAUUGGUGCCUCCAAGAUUCACAAUCCUGAUCAGAUUGUGAUGACACUAGACCAUGACGUGCAGAACAAGACCGAGAAGAACCUCCAGAAGUACCAGCAGAUUGAGGACUUUGCCAAGCUUCAUGGAGUCGAAUUCUAUCCUGCAGGACGAGGCAUUGGUCACCAAAUCAUGGCUGAAGAGGGCCUGGCCUGGCCGGGAACCCUGUGCGUUGCCUCCGAUUCUCACAGCAACCACUACGGUGCGCUCGCCUGUUUGGGUACACCAAUUGUGCGAACGGAUGCUGCCAGUGUCUGGAGCACUGGUCAGACUUGGUGGCAGGUGCCCCCAAUUGCCAAGAUCAACCUGACUGGUGUGCUCCCCGCCGGCGUUACUGGUAAGGACGUGAUUGUGGCCCUUUGCGGUCUUUUCGACAAGGACGAUGUCUUGAACCACGCCCUCGAGUUUGCCGGCUCUGAGGAGACCAUGCACAGUCUGCCAAUUGACAGCCGUAUGACCAUUGCCAACAUGACCACGGAAUGGGGUGCACUUUCGGGCCUAUUCCCCAUGGACGAUGUGCUCAAGGGAUGGAUGAAGGGCAAAGCUACUCUGGCCGCAAUGGGCCUGGCUGACGGUCCUUUCAAGAGCACUGCCGCUCAACGUUUCACCCAUGAAGCCAUCGAAGAGCUCUUUGCCAACCCGGUGACCGCGGACAAGGGAGCCAAGUACUCCAAGGAACUCUUCCUGGACCUCUCCUCUUUGACCCCAUACGUGGCCGGUCCCAACUCGGUCAAAGUUGCUACUCCCCUGAGUGAGCUGGAGGCCGCUGACAUCAAGGUCAACAAGGCUUAUCUCGUCUCGUGCACCAAUUCUCGUGCAUCAGACAUUGCCGCCGCCGCCCGCGUUUUCAAGGAGGCUGCCGAGAAGAACGGUGGCCAGACGCCCAAGAUCGCCGAGGGCGUCCAGUUCUACAUUGCCGCCGCCUCCAUUCCCGAGCAGCUGGCUGCCGAGGAUGCAGGCGACUGGCAGGUUCUUGUCGAUGCAGGUGCCACCGUCCUUCCCGCCGGCUGUGGUCCUUGUAUCGGUCUGGGUGCGGGACUUCUUGAGCCCGGUGAGGUUGGUAUCAGCGCCUCGAACCGGAACUUCAAGGGUCGCAUGGGCUCAACUGAUGCCAAGGCCUACCUAGGCUCGCCCGAAGUCGUCGCUGCCAGCGCUCUCAGCGGAAAGCUCUCGGGUCCUGGCUGGUACAAGACCCCCGAGGGCUGGACUGGUGUGAAGCGUGGUGAGGGUGACGGUAUUGCCGAGGAAGAUCGCAUGCUCACCACCGAAGAAGCUCUGGAGAAGCUUCUCGGCCAGCUCGAUGACUUGGUGGCGGAUGGCGAGAAGAAGUUUGCUCCCGAGACCGCUACCGAAACCCAGAUUGAGCCAUCCGAGCCCGAGUCAUCAGAGACUGCCUUGACUGACGUUUAUCCCGGGUUCCCGGAGCGCGUAUCUGGAGAAAUCGUCUUCUGCGACGGAGAUAACAUCAACACCGACGGUAUCUAUCCCGGUAAAUACACGUAUCAAGACAACGUUCCCGUUGAGACCAUGGCCCAAGUCUGCAUGUCCAACUACGAUACCGAGUUCUCCAGCAUUGCCAAGGCAGGCGACAUUCUUGUUACCGGCUACAACUUUGGCUGUGGUUCAUCUCGUGAGCAAGCUGCCACCGCCAUCCUGGCCAAGGAGAUCCCUCUCGUCGUCUCCGGCAGCUUUGGCAACAUCUUCUCCCGGAACAGUAUCAACAACGCCCUGAUGGGACUGGAAGUGCCUCGUCUGGUCAGCCGUCUGCGCGAAACCUUUACUGAUGCCGAGGGCAAGGCUCUGACCCGUCGCACGGGCUGGACCUUGACUUGGGACGUACGCCGCAGCCAGAUUGAAGUUCAGGAGGGCCCCAACGGUUCCAAGUGGACUCAGAAGGUCGGCGAGCUACCUCCCAAUGUGCAGGAAAUCAUUGCCAAGGGUGGUUUGGAGAAAUGGGUGAAGAAUGCCAUUGAAGCGUGA
Messenger RNA from Penicillium oxalicum, 2346 nucleotides. RefSeq names its product homoaconitase LysF (gene lysF). Bases 1 to 2346 code for a protein of 781 amino acids. Gene Ontology annotation, molecular function: 4 iron, 4 sulfur cluster binding; homoaconitate hydratase activity. The transcript has 3 exons. The record is from RefSeq and is a predicted model, not a curated record. Lineage: Eukaryota; Fungi; Ascomycota; Eurotiomycetes; Eurotiales; Aspergillaceae. Gene Ontology annotation, biological process: L-lysine biosynthetic process.